This is a messenger RNA of Neodiprion fabricii, 2499 nucleotides long. RefSeq names its product epidermal retinol dehydrogenase 2-like. Gene Ontology annotation, cellular component: lipid droplet. Lineage: Eukaryota; Metazoa; Arthropoda; Insecta; Hymenoptera; Diprionidae. The record is from RefSeq and is a predicted model, not a curated record. The coding region runs from base 481 to 1497 and encodes 338 amino acids. The transcript is spliced from 8 exons. Gene Ontology annotation, molecular function: oxidoreductase activity, acting on the CH-OH group of donors, NAD or NADP as acceptor.
CGUACUCUCGUUAGGUACAAGCGGCACCAGCAAGACUAACUCCGGUGGGGCCGGCCGUCGUUCUUUCCGAUUCACAAGCGGCUUUCAGUCAUCAGUGUGGCCCGAACCGUAGUCGUGACAGGAUAUCAUCGUGCCGCAGUCCUCGUCUUGGUCUACGGAUGCGAACGUCGGGCUCACCCCUCGUUCGAACCGCUGCUCUCUGCAACAAUAUCUACGACGCGGGCGCAGUUCUUUGCCUUUUACUGAGAUCCAACGUCGCCUGUGGAUCCUGAUAAAGUCAACUUCGAUCCGACUGGCACGUAAAAUCAAGGCUGCGAAUACACCCCUGAUAGAAAAGAGAAAUCUCAGGGCGUUCGGAGUUAUGAGAACGAGCUGAAGCGACGCCGGCGAUCGGGGCGAAAGAAGUUUCCUCAAAUUAAACUUGCGCUACUUGUUGGAUUUGUCGUUUUUAUAUACGGAUCGAUCUGUGCCGUGAUAAAAAUGUCCUUCCUCCGAUCAACCGGCGAUAUUAUCGGCUUUCUGCUCCUCUCCCUGAUAGCCAUCGUCGAGGGAAUAAUCAAACUGUUCACACCGUUGAAAUACCGGAUGAAAAGUGUUUCCGGUGAAGUAGCCCUCGUCACAGGGGGUGGAAGCGGCUUGGGGAGGCUUCUUUCCCUACGGCUGGCCAAACUUGGAGCCGUCGUCGUUGUCUGGGACAUCAACAAGGCCGGAAUCGAGGAGACUGUAAAACUGGUGCAAGCAGCCGGGGGUUUAUGCUUCGGAUAUGUUUGCGAUCUGUGCGACCGUGAAGAUGUUUAUGAGAAGGCUGCCGUCCUUCGAAAAGAAGUAGGAAAGGUCACAAUUCUCGUGAACAACGCUGGCAUCGUGUCAGGAAAGAAGUUUUUGGACACCCCUGAUCACCUGAUAAUUCGCACGAUGGACGUUAACAUUAUGAGCCAUUUCUGGACUGUGAAAGCAUUCCUCCCGGAAAUGAUGGCAAGCGACAAAGGCCACAUCGUUAGCAUCGCUAGUUUGGCUGGUUACGUGGGCAUUCCAAAACUGGUCGACUACUGUGCUUCCAAAUUCGCAGCCGUUGGAUUCGACGAGGCUCUCAGGAUGGAGUUGGAGGCCGAAGGUUACAACAUUCAGACCACGGUCAUAUGUCCCUACUUUAUUCGCAGCACGGGCAUGUUCGAGGAUGUACAAUCCAGGUUUGUCCCGACUUUGAAUUCCAAUGAGGUUGCUGAUAGAGUUAUCACGGCGAUGCGAUGUAACGAGAAGUACGCGAUUGUACCUGGCUAUCUCCAAGUCAUGCUCGCUUUCAAAUGGAUGUUCCCGUGGACUUGUGCCGCGAUGUUCUUGCGAGGUCUGGUCCGGGACGCGUCCCCGGGUCACGAGGUUCCCGCACCUUCCAAAAAGGAACCCGCGGUCACGAGCAUCUCUUCCAAGGACCAAAACGGCGCGACGCUUCAUCAUCAAAUUGCAAGGCGCGUCUCGAGCUCAGAGAGGAAACCGUAAAGGUGCUCACUCGUUUGACAUCCUCGCCGCUUUUGCGGCUUCUCGUAUCUACGUACACACGGUCAUUUACUCGUUGUUGAAAACCGAGUGCGACUGACGCAGCCAUUUCAGCAUGAGUAUCCCGCUCAGCGACGAAUAAAUGAUGAUAUAUAUACAUAGAUAUUAAACGAAUAGUCUCGCAUAUUAAACUUAUCACUCCAUCAACGGACGAGUUAUUAAAAUAUUAUGCAAAAUGUGGACAAGAUGAUGAUAGCGACGUUGGAACUGUUAUUACUAACGUAAGAGAUCAAGAAACUCGCUGCACCGGCGAAAAUUAUAUAGUAUGCGGGGAAAAAUUGACAUUCGAAAUAAUCAGGAAAUUAUCCUGCAUUCCGAAAAAUUCGCCUUUCUUUCGGCAACCUGAUUCUGCGAGGAUACAUGAGGAGAACCAUUGUAACACACAACUUUGAUGAACGAAAAUGGAAACGAAUGCAUGAUUCUUGACGCGUUAAAGUCACUUUAAAAUAUCAAUAUUCGUUGCAGUCCACUCCAACGAGCGAAUAUAAAUUUUUAUCACAUGUGUGCAUGUCGUUUAAUCUGUGAACGGACAUUUUCAGACAAAUGUUUUUCGUCGUCGCAGACGUGCAUGUGUGUUACGCGCUCACGAAUUUAUGAUCGUGUUCGAUUUCCAUGUGUAAGAAAAACAGUUAAUUAAAGAAGGCGUCGCUUAAUCGGUUUUUGAUCUAAUAAACCUGACGCGAAUUUUGUAUAUUUUACGACAGAUUGACGUGUUUCAUUUCCAAGAGAGUCAUACUCGUACGAUAAGUAAAUGAUAGUUACCUUUUCCCGUACAGUGUGAGACUACAUUCGCUGGUAGAUAUAUGUACCUUGGAUUUCGUAUCGGAUGAAUAUUAAUAAGAGUAUAAGGUUGUGCUAAAUAAUUUUGUAAAAUAUGUAACUGUUAUUUAUAGAUAUAACCACGGUGUAAUAUAAACUCUAUGAAAUAUAUAAGUAUACUAACGA